Messenger RNA from Pocillopora meandrina, 27058 nucleotides. The record is from the annotation of a GenBank genome assembly. NCBI's taxonomy places the organism in Eukaryota, Metazoa, Cnidaria, Anthozoa, Scleractinia, Pocilloporidae.
GUUGUUGCUUCGGUAAGUGGAUGAUUUGUGAAAGGUAGUGGAAUUUCUGCCGUCAUUUCGAUCUCUAGAUGGAACACGAAUAUCUUUCUCUGAAAAUAUAGCAAUGCUUUUUAAGUAACUAAACUACAUGUGAUAUAAAAACGGUCAUCCAGAGAUGGGAACAAGUCGGCUGUGGCUGAUCGAUCGAGAUGGACGAGUGUUCAUAUUUGAUCUACGAGACAAGUCUUGGCGGCACGUCUCAACUCCUGGCCUUGGUUCAAGGAACUGUUUUAAGCGUGUUUCAGCAGUGGAGCAGUGUGCAUGGGCAAUCAGUGCCAGUCAACAACCUUAUUUGUUUGUUCACGCAACUGAACUUCCCAUCAGAGUGAAGGUAGAAACAUAUGAAAAUCAGCGAUGGGGAAUUAUUAAUAAAUGGUCGCAAAAAUCGGUAAGAUCGUCUUAUAACUCGUUUCAAAUCACUAUUUUUCUAAGUUUACAUGUUGAGGGGGGAUGACUGAGACGUUUAUCGUUUGUUUCUUAACAUCUUUUGAUGGAUUUAAGUACAGAUUAACUCUGCACUGUAUACUUCCGGUAUUUUAAGGAGACAGGAAGUGUCUGGGUUUAUGCCUUCUGUUAUUAUUAUGAUCUGUUAUCGGGUAAAAAGCGAACUGAGCAACUGCCUGUGAUUUUUUGCAUUCAGGUAUCGUAUGUAUCGACAUAUUUUUCCAAUUAAAUUGAUUUAUACUUUAUUUGUUAUUUGUUUUCGUUAAACUUUGCUUAAGAUUCAACUCUUUAGUUACAACCCCUUCAAUUAUCAGAUUCUACUGUACAAAUAGUCCUUCCCAUAAGACAUCAGGCACUCACUGGUAAAGAAAAGAUUUCAAGUGGUUAUGUUAAGCCUUUGUGGAGUGUUUUGUAGACUAAGUGAUUGUAAUAUAUUUGUUCAUGAAUCUUGGCCAAUUCCAGAUGUUACCCACUGAUCGAUGGCCAUGGAGCAGUAAAGAUGGAAAGCAGUCUUUCCCGAAGGAUUCGUUUCAGUUGCCAUCAGUGGAAUGGAUAUGGGAAGGAGACUGGUACAUUGAUCGUGGUCUUGAUGGAGAUAAUGAGGUAAUCAAAUAAUACAACAAUUAUCCAACACUAUGUGUAGUUUUUAACAUAAGAAUUGAACAUACAUGUACAUGAGGUUGUUACUGUAUCUUAGAUCCAAAAUAAGCUGAACAACACAUACAAGUAUUUAACAAUGAAAUAAAUAAAAGGAUGUAAUGUUAAAUAAAGUUAUUCUAAGUAAACUAAAGAAUAUAGAGCUACUUAAACUAGAAUGAGAGAGACCACUUCCUCUAUAACUAUAUAUUAAUAGUGGCAAAUAUGAUAGAUGUAUGAGAGUGCACUAUGAUUCAGUGGUAAAAACCAAAACCAAAGUUAUUACAAUGCUUACCAGAAAAACGGGUAAUAUCACUAGAAUCUACUUAAAACUCAAAGUAUAAUUGAUUUAACAGCUUAAUAUACAAAAAAAUAUGAUUGAUCAAUUCACAGUUAGUUUAAUUUUGAGUCAGAAUGGCUAAAAAGGGUGGAAUGAGGAUAUCUUUACCAAUCACAGGGUAAUACAGUAAAGUAAAAACAUGACCAUUCUGAAUUACAUUGUACUUUUGAUGCUUGAUAUCUUGUCUUGGUGUUAUCAUUAAUCUACUCAUAGUAUUAUCAUGUGUAAAUUGAUUUUUGUUUGUUAUCAUAAUUUUCUGCAAGGGUUGGGAAUAUGCUCUUGAUUUCCCAAGAGCUUAUCAUCCUCAAGAGAGUAAAACAUCUUGUGUAAGAAGGCGAUUAUGGUCAAGAUACUACAGAUUUGAUGGCUAUGACCGCUGGAUUAAGGUGACAAUUACUUAAUUUGUACCUUUUUAGGCCACAUUGGAAUGUCAUGCAAGAUACCAGUCACUCUAAAAGCCACUGAUUGGCUGAAAGCCUGGCAGUGAUUAUACUUUCAUGACCAGGAAUACAAAACUUUUUUUGUGAUAUUACCGCAAAAAUGCUUCAUUGAACUAAGUGACGUUUAAAGCCUUGUAAGCAGAAGUUAAAUUGCACUCAGGCUGUGAAAAGUGAGUGUUAUUGUUGUUAGCCAUUCAAAUAUGUAAUCAGUUCUGGUAGCAUUUUCACUCUGGGAUAAAUUUAAUGUUGAAUGAGGUGUACAUUUCAAGAGUUAUAGACCUACAUAUGGCUGACAGAUUAACCAUUUUGAUAUUGCUUCCAAGUCUAUUUUGAUAGUCAUGCACAAAGUGUGUCUUGUUUCUCCUAAUCCUAAAGGUUUGUUUUAUUGUGUAUCAUUAAUUAUAUGUCUAACCUAUUUGGAGAUUUGACCUCCCUUGAUUUCAUCUAUUUCAAGAAGAGCAGUGAUGUUGUUAUUUAAAUUUUUCAGACUGUUUCUAAUUGAAUUUAGAUUCAAACACAGAAGUAGGUCUACCAUAGUGAGACUUCUCAUUUUUCUGUUUUUCCCUCCCUCUCUAGGUUCCUGGUUUAAGUGAAGACCCAGGAAAGGAUCCCCUUCAAGACAUUGCCAUUGGUGGCACAGUUAUUCCUGGAAGAGAUCCCGGUUAUUUGGCCGUGUGGGCUGUUACAUUUCAGGGAAAGGUUUGAACUUACUGCUAUCAUUUUGUAACUUUCCAACCUUGUUGUUCUGUUGAAGAAAGUAGGUCAAUCCUAACCCAGUGUCCCUUUAUUUAUUCUUUUGAAGUUCUUUUGGAAGGACCUGUAGGAGCUCAAACACUUCCUCUUUUUCAGUUAUUUGUGCUUCAUAAUUGAUCACAAGUUUAAAAGAGCUCAGGGCAAGAAGUCAUAAGCAUAAAGUUCAGGUUGUAAUUAACAUGUUCUUCCUUCUUUGUGCCUUUCAGUCUUAAAAAAUUUUCCCUAUGUGUUUCACCACAAAAAUGUAUAAAAUUAAGUGUUUUCUGGAUAUACCUAAGAAAGGAGUGAAAUCCACCAAACAUAUGUUAUUUGGAACUUAUGGACUACUCUCAAAUAUUCACAGAAGUUUGCUGUCCUAUUUUGCAUGUGACAUGACCUAAAGGUUAUUUACCGUUCUGGAGUGUCUGAGAAAUGUCCUGAAGGUGAAAAGUGGAUAGAGGUUCCCCCACCCCAAGUCAGCAUCACUCAGCUGUCUGUGAGCCCAUCAGGAGUGGUAUGGGGAGUAACAUGGCAAGGUGUGGCUGUGGUUCGCAUUGGAGUCACAUUCUAUGAACCAACUGGUAAGAAGGGAGAGAAUUAUUUGAGGGCUUUCAGGAAAUCUAAUUCAUUUGAUGUAAGAUCAAGGAAAAAACUAUUUUCUUGUCUUUCAAACAAAGAUUUUGCACCAAACAUAUGUGAAAUAUAAAAGAUUGACCAGAACUUAGCCAGAAUAAGGGAGGAGAAAAUUCCCACUGAAUUAUAUCACAAGCAUUCACAAACCAUCAACUUUGCAUAGACAUCUAGAUAUCUUACUACAAUAAUUCCCCAACUAUGCCCUCUGACAAAAAUAAAACACAAUUCACUUUUUGGGACAGAGAAAAGUUUAUUAAGAAUAUGAACCAACAGUAAACAAAAGCCAAUGAUAUGCCUAAUAAACCUCUCUGCCAACCUAUGACAUCACAAAAAAGCACCCAGGGUGGGAGGGUGGGUGGAAAGAAAAAUGAAACAGUACACAAUCUCUGAUGAAUGCUCAAAGUGAAAACUGACACAAAAUGAAACACAAAACUCCUUGUGCCUUGUCCCUUUGAACACGAGCUUGUCCAAAAGGGGUAAAUUAUCAAUAAUUAUUAUGGUACAAUCAACAGUCCCAAAGUCUGCUAGUUGUUGUUUUAUUUUUCUGUCUCAUUAGUCAAUUUUGAAUGCUUUACUGUACAACCUUAAGUUAAUCAAUACAAGAAUAAAUGAACUCUUUGAUGUAUUUGCACAGGGACAGCUUGGAAAAAAAUUGCUCCCCCAGAUGCAUCACCAGAACUGGAACCAUGUCGUCUUUUACAAGUUUCUGCUGGAUUGAACAGUCUGUGGGCCUUAACCAAAGAUGGCCAGGUAAGCAUUCAGUGACAGGAUUGCUGUGGAAUAGUGGUCCACUUGAAUGAUGUUCUCAUAAACACAUGUAGAGAUGUGUACUUUUGAUGUUAAUCAGUUUGCUAAUUUACCAAAAACUCAUGACUUACAGUUUCUGCUUGUGCAUCUUGUCAUAAUUCAGAAUCUUCUUUUUUUAAUUAAUAUUUCUCAACAUCAUAUCUCCAAAUGUAGGAAUGUAAGUGUUGCACAAUAAAUAAAGCCACUGUACAUUCAAUCCCAGACAACUGUACGAAUGAAAACAGAAGUGGAAAAUGUAGGAAAAACAUUAUUUUUGCCAACAUAUCAUGUGCAUCAGUUUUUGACAAGGGAUUACCUUUGCCUCCACUAAAAAUCACUACAUAACAACCCAAGCCAACCACUUUACAAGAAAACCAUUAUCAUCCAUUGGUGGACAGUGAUCCAAUUAUUGAUUAUUUGUAAUCUUAGUUUUAAUGUAGUCACUCUUAUUUGCUCAGUUCAGUCAUGCUUAUGUUUUGCCUCUCAGGUUUGGUUUAGGAAAGGCUUGUCAAGGGCAAGUGAUGAAGAAACUGCUGUAAUUGGGUCCAGAUGGGUGCAAAUGGUUGGAAAUUUUUCUCUUAUUACCAUUGGUUUAAAUGACCAGGUGGGUAAUGGCUAUCAGUGAGGAGCAUGUCAAUGUCUCGUGUAAUCUGAUAUGGAGUUGUUAUGUCAAAAAAGUAUACAUUUGGGGUUUACAUAAAUGAUAACAAAGCUAGGAUGCUAUGAGUGAUUUCAUAGACUAGUAAGUGGGAGUUUACUGAUCUCUAUUUGUUAUGUCAACAAUGUAGAAAUUUUGGGUUCACAUAAACAUUAUCUAAGCUGGGAUUCUAUGAGUGAUUUCAUAGACUAGUUGAUGUAGUGUAAUGAUCUUUAUUCAUGUUGAUAAAACAUGUUGUAAAGUUGGUAGAAAGAGAAAGUAUAUUAUGCUGUUCAGAUUGUUACUUUGCUUUUGAAAUCAAUUUGUCAAGUUUUAUCUUUGUGCAACAUUUUUAAAAGAGUUACCAUGAGUUACUGAAAAAUUAUUGUAGUUCUGAACCUACAAAUGAUUUUUAGAACUUUUAAAAACUACCAAAAUUUCAUGUCAAAUAUCUUUAUGUCAUUUUAAAACCAUUGGUUCCCUUAAGUUUCGACAGAUUUAGGACCAGUGACAGUAAAAUUCAUCACAUACUCAAUGUUGAAGACCUUCUUUUUUUAGGUCUUUGCUCUGAGUUCUCUGGGUGACCACAUUUAUUUUCGCACUGAUGUGACGUCUGAUGAACUGGUAGGAAGGACAUGGAAGGUCGUGCACAUGAGCAGACCCCUGAUAUCAUGCAGCGAAGCCACCAGCCUGGAUACAGUCAGCUCUGAAGGCAUCAGCUCUGCUGAAAAUAAUGAAAGUAAGAUUAUAAGAUUAGAACUGCUCAUUAUUUGUUGUCCGAAAACAAAAACCCUGGUUUUUACCAACAGCUUGAUGGCAGACAGCCUGUAAAGAACGCAAGUGAGAACUCAAGGUACUUACUCGUCGUUAGUAGGAUUUAAUUUCGAUUUUUAUGCGGUAGAUGCAUCUCGUCAGUUUUAUUACCAAUGGAACUGAACAUAUAAUAUCACCUAAUCUUGCCCUACAAUGCGUUUGCCGUUUUGACCAUGUUCUUUAGACUGAGCUCAGGAAGUGUGAUGUUGUGAUGUAAAGGUAGAUUUACGCACUGCAGCUGAGAUUUUCCUUAUUAAAGGUGUCUUCACUGAGUCUGAUGACAGCUUCAGUCUCGCCAGUCCAUCUAACCUACCGUCCAACAUCGAGUUCUUGACUUGGCUGAGCAGUGGAGCUUGUGAGGUGGACUCUUCGAUAUUCACAGAGAUAAGCGGCAGUCUGGUUUCCUCAGCCAGCAGCAUGAAUCUCAUAAGUUUAAAUAGCAGGAAUGCCGCCUGGAGGAAGAGCAUAAUAAAACGACUGCGGGAAAGAGACGAAAAGGAAACAGGCCGCGACAACAAGUACGAGGAAGGUAUCUCACAGGUCAGUGAAAGUUAAAAAAAAGCUGUGUUGAAUGGUUUGAUAUUGAACUUGGUAAAGUGGAGUGGUAAUAUAGAGUGAAUCGCUGAGUUGACGGCUUUUGCGUUUUCUUUGUCGUAACAUUUCCUUCUUAAAACUCGUAUUAGGGUGAAUGGUGUAAAAAGGCUCGUUUCCAGAUGUUGCUAGCAGCAGAUUCCAAUCUGUGGUACGAGUGUAUGGUGAGACUCGACCUAGGAUCCGAGGGACGGCCAGGAGCUUUGCAUUGCUACUACGAGAAAAACUCUCAGUAUGAAGAGAUGCGGAUUCCUUUGCGAGACAUUAAGUGCGUUUGUACCAUUCACAAAAUGUCGCGGAAUCACUGUUUCGCUGUUCACACGCCUCUAAGAUCUCAAGAACGAAACCCUCUGGUGAUCCAUACCGGUUCCGAAAAGGACCUCAUUGACUGGGUCACAACACUGUCCAGUGCUGCCUCACGGGUACAUAACUGCGAGGGAUCCGCUUCACCCAGGGCCAUCUGGACCAUAUCUCUCUGCGGUGACGUUUUCUUUUGCGAGCCGCCUCCACCAGAAACCGAGAUCCAACCAGCUCAAUUAUUUUGGCGGCAAGUUGGCGGUCAUAUGCGCAAAGUAGAAGCCGGUGUGAUGGGGGUAGUGUGGGCAAUUGGUUUUGAUGGAGUGCCGUAUUACUACUCUGGGGGAUAUGGCGGAGGUAUUUUUAGUGGUUUUGACAGCAGUGUAUCUGGAAUUCAUCAACAGGAGGAUUAUGACUGUCAUUAUAUUUAUGAGAAUCAGAGAUGGAACCCUUUGGAAGGAUACUCUGAUAGGUAAAUCAGCUUGGUCUUUUUAUCAACAUCGGUUCUCAGUAAAAGGUUCAGUCCCCCUUUACGUUAUGUUUCCUUUAUUGUCUUAUGCAGAAUAAUAGUUACACCAUUUCAAUAUUUUUCAUUUGUCUUGUGAUCUCAACAUUUCAAUUUUCGACUUGUUACUGUGAUGUCGAUCACGGUCAUUUUUCUUUACAAUAUCACCCCUAAAUCAAACAUUUAGGUCACGAGAAUAAAGGGGAAAUGAUCACCAGCAAAACAAGCUCUUGAUUGUUGAAAAAAUUUUCCUUGUCAGCACCUUAGGAAAUGUGUAGAAAUAGUAUGGAGAACAUGCCUUGCGAUGUUACGGUGUUUGGGGUUAAUAAGUGAGAGGAUUUUAACCGAGACUCUGUAAGGUAAAUCUGAGAUCGGGUUACCUCUGUGACGGAUACAUCGCCAUGUCUUUCUACGUAGACACUCGCUGUAAGGUGGCAUUACUUUCAUUUGGCUUUAUUGCUCGGCACUUACUCGGCAGGCGCCUUCCAAGUGACCGGUGGAACUGGAGUGAUGAGAGCGGAGUGUAUGAACGGACAAGGGAGGGGUACGUGCUUCCAUCCAGUCAGUGGCAGUGGGCUGAUGAACAAUGGACAGUGGAGACAAAACCUAACAUUACAGAUAAAGAUGGCUGGCAGUAUGCUGUAGAUUUUCCAAGGUUUGAAUUUCUGUCAUAGACGGUGAGGGAGGGUCGAGUGUUUCGCUUGAAUUGUGAUUGCUGAAUACGAUGAUGGAAAUCGUUCAGUACUUUUCUCACUGAAUUGGGCGUCUUUAUGCAAAUCUCUUGUGCUAUACAUCGUUUUCUGUCCUUAAAACCACUUAAGAUAGAUAAACCAGUUGGGAUAUGAAAAAAGAAAACAUUUCCUCUCCAAACAAAUGUAUAAUAUUCUAAACUGCUGUUUUUUACUGUGCCUGGAAUGUGACCCCGCCUUUUUUCCUCUUCAGAACCUAUCGCCGAGAGCGUGGCUGGAAUGACUAUGUGAGGCGGAGACGAUGGAAAAGGUCUGAGUUCCUUUCCUUUUUUUUUGUGGCUUCCUUUUUAAAAUGUUUUCUUUUUUCAUAAAUAUAUUCGUUGGUAAAACUUCAACCGCAGCUAUCACGUGGGUGCUCAGCCUCAAAAAUCACAGAUCGAUUUAAGUACGACUUAUCUUAUGGAGGCUUGAGACUGAACGGAAUUUACACACAAUGAAGAUAUUGUUAUCGGUUACCACUAUUAUAAUUACAGUUAUAAUUAUGAUGAUGAUGAUUGUUAUUAUUACAAUCAUCGGAAUUAUUUUCACUGCAGUCGAACCUGUAUCACGUGGCAUUGUAUUAAGCGGUCGGUUAUCAAACUCCCGAAUUUGUUUCCCAUUACUCACAGUAAUUUUAAUCUCUAUUGAGCGGUCACCUCUAUCAAGCGGUUGUGGUCCCUACGGCCUGUUGUAUUGUCCUCCGCCUGCAUUGAACGGUCACUUAAAGCAGAUCAACUCAAAUAGAAUUAUUAAUAAUUUUUAAGUAAAAUUUAAUCCAUUUUUAUUUCCCGAAAUCACUGUUAGUAGUACUUUUGGGCGAAUGUACGGGUUUGAAUGUUUUAUCAUGAACGUCAUCAUCAUCACCAUCAUAUUAUUGGCAUUAUCUCUGUACAUGUUAUUAUUAUAACUUUUAAUUUGUCGUUGCUGCAGGUUUUGGGUGAGGCGGGGUAUUCGUAACUGUACUAGUAAGGAAAAAGCUUUCUACUGUGUCUCGUUGAAUCAACAUCAGAUAGUUAUCUUUCUUUUAACCGAAGACGAUGUAAACUGACUACUACUGGGCCAUGGAUUCAAGUGACGCCUCAAGUCAGACUACGUGACGUAUCAAUUCAAUCUGAUUUACUGGAUGGCUCCAUAGCAUUAUGGACGGUUGGGACAAAAGGUGAUGUUUUGUAUCGACAUGGGGUAGCCGAGGAUUGUCCGCAGGUAAAUUAGAUUACAAUUUAUAAACGUGGCUCAUAUCAUAGGAUUUACCAAGUAUAUGUAACAAGAUGAAUUUUGCCAACGGCAUUGCUUCUGCAGUGGUGACUGGUAAAAGUCAAAGUUUCUUUAGUUCGGUCCAUUUGGCCAUAGUAGGUAAUUGAGCAUAUUUUCGAUUCUUAUCACGUCCAGGAUGUCGAUAUUGUGGACAAGUCCAUUUGCAGGAUAAACCACUAUCUUGCACAUAAAUCAAACUAUAGGCUUAAUCGAAACUUUAACAAAAUUCUCGAAAGCGAUUGGUUAUCACCAGCCCGAUUUGAGCACCAAUCGGACAGUGUAGGCGUCAUGCUUGUAAUUGGCCAGUGUAAUAGGACAGUUAACACAGCAUACUCGUGUACGAGGACAGUACGCGUCAUGUGCGCGCGCUGUUGUCGCGCAAUACGCCUAGGUAAUUGUUGCUUUUUUAGGAAAACGUAGAAGCGAAGUCUAGUUUCUUUCUCAAAUUUUGUCAUAGUUUUGAUUAAUUGGUAACAGGACUUCGUGUCGUCAAAUUCUGUUCGUAAUCAUUCUCGUGAUUAAUAAAUCGGACUCCCGCUUCGCGUUCGUCCGAUUUUGUCAGUCACUCGUAUGAUUAUUAAUAACCCGCCGCUGUUCGAGAAAUAAGCGUACGCGUCUCUCCGAUUCGAGAAAGCGAUGGAAAUAGCGGGAAACACUUUUCUAACGAUCAGAUCAUCUCUAUGAUCAAAGAAACGGUCAACAAUGAUUAGUAAAAGCAAUGAUAUUUUUUGCAGUGAUACAUUUAAGGUGUCUUGGAAUUCAUCUUUUGCAUUCUUCUGUCUCUUUUUAGUUCGAACGCGGAUUCUUACAUCUGUCGUUACGGUAUCUUAUCAGAAUGAGAUGAUUUGUUGGUCAAUGCGGAAAUCGUCUAAUAUACUUUCUGAUUUCUAAAUUGAAGUCAAGACGACAACCAGGGAGAACGUUCGCCAAAGAAAUCGCUAUUUGAAAGCAUAAUUUGACCUGCAGGCGUCUGGCCAAUAAGUGACAAUAUUAAAAAUUUAAAUUCUGAAUUCGUUUAAUGCAAAAUUACAGAUCCAUGGGAUUUGCACCAAUUAGCCCCGUGAUACCGGUACAAUUCUCUGCCAACUGAGCCACAAUGAAGCCACACAUCGAGAGCCAGCUCAUUUGUGAGCGUUAAUUAUCUGUUUAGUUUGACAGUAAGAUGUUGUGCCCAAGAUAGUCGAGAUGGAAUUCACAGCAUGUUGUAGAUGGGAAGUGUACUUCUGUUUAAUUUGGUUUUUGUACCAAAAUAGUGAAAUAUGACCCCAGCUAAGCAUUCCGUGCUCUUUGAACGCCAAAAAAAUCAUCAUUUUAAAAACAAAUCUUCGUAGAUUAUAUUACUCAAGGCAACUUACGCUGUGAGCCGAUAGCUAAAGGGAGAAGGUACACUCGGGGAAUUGAGGGCUUUCAAGUACAUGCCUGAUUAUUAUUUUUCACCUGAAGAAAUCAUUUUUUUGUAUGAAAUGUGGUCCCGUUGUUUAUAAGCCUUGUCUUCGUUGUUAAUUAUCAGACUCGGCAGUCUGCUUAAAGAGAAAUGAAAAUUCAGUAGUAACUUCAAAUUUUUCAAAUAGUAAAACGAAUUGAACGUAAUACUUUCUUACGCAAAGUUUCACAGUCGAGUUAGCUGUUUGGUUUAUUGCAGCAGAUAAUUCUUACGAGGUUAUCUUUACUUUAUGUUUUUUAGGUAUUUCUCAAGAUUGUUUUUAUCUCGUUAUUUUAUUCAUGCACCCUCCAAAGAAUGGUAAAAAUUGAAGUUGAUUUUGGUCAGCACUCAAUUAUAGGCUCGUGUGCAAGGUGAUAGCAUUAAAACAACGUUUUCAUGUAGUCAUUUGGUUCAGUCAUGCUCCACCGAUCGAAAGUACUACAUAAGUUAAGUUAGAAAUAAUAGCAACUUUAACUGAGAUAAUUGCUGAAAAGCCAAGCUGGGGUAGUGUCAUGUACGAUAAUUGGUUUUAACGGGGAUAAAACGAGUUUUUGGCAGGUGGUGGUAUCAGCUAUUUUCUUUAAAAUGUUCUGAAUACUGUAUUGAUUUGUUAUCUCGUUUAUUUUCUUUGGAUCAUGCUUUGAGGAAACCAAAAACAAUAGUUCCAAGGGGCUAGAUGUUUCGUUUAUUAUCUCUCUCGGUGUGUUUUGAGAAAAGAACUCAUUUCUUCUGUUGGGCGUAUAAUCAAUAUGUAAAGCUUCCACCAAUGUUUUUAAUAAAUAUGUAAACGGUUCAGUAACUAGGAAUCGUAAACGUGGACUGCGUAAAAUUGUUCGUAAUGAUGAAUAAGACCAGUCGUAAUGUCACCUACAGCUGUGAUAUCGCCGCCGUUAUAACGUUGUUAACAAACUUAUAAAAAGCUGAACAGUUAUCUUUAAGUAACUUCAACCAUUCUACCAUUCUACCAUUUUUGCUUUAUCUUCGGUGGAUGAAAGGAGUAAGUCCAACUUCGCUGCCAAAGUAAUUUACAUUCUCGAAGUUUUUCUGUUUUAAAUUAAAAGCUGUAAAGAUGAAGUUGGCGCUUUUCUCGCGCAAAACAAAUAGGACAAAUCUAACAAGGUUGUGUUAGUUAAGACGUCGGAAAUUCUUUCCUUCGCGACUUCUGUUGUUUCUGAUGAUCCCUGCGGUAUGAUUAAAAUAAACGUAGUUUUGUGCCAGAUUAUUUAGGUGUGUUUGGUUUAUGAUAUUAAGGAGCAAAUUUACAUACUGCCGUAGGGCUGCUUAACAUUGUAUUGUAAACGACACUUCAAACAGUACACAUCACCAAAUGCAACAAAAUUUACACGACAGUUUUGAUGAGGUGGUGUUCAAGAUAGAUUCAAAAGUACUCAGAAAUUUAUGAUUUUCUCAGCACUUGUGUAAUUCAAACGAAAACGAGCGAAUCAUCAGCCAUAAAUUUGGUUUAAAACUGGAUCUAGAAGUUAAGUGACACGACACUACUUUAUUUUACUUGAUAACUGUCAAGAGACGGACAUGAACUCAUCGACUUCUGAACACCUCAAACCAUCUUUGAACAUGAAACAAUGCCCUGAUUUAGAUGAUAUUUCUCGCAGCACCAUCUUUGUUCCAUCUCUGAUCUUGAAUUCUGUUGCGAAUCUCAUUUUGCUUUUUGGUGCGUUGUUUGGUAACUUACUGAUCUUGUGGGUUAUUCGCGGAGUUUCCUCGAUUCAUCCACCAUCGCGAACUAUGUUCUGUUCAUUAGCAGCCAGCGAUCUUUGUGUCGGCCUACUGGUAGAACCCUUCAACUUGAUGUACUUGAUUACCUCUGCAACGGGUAACGCAGUACUCUGCUCCAGCGUGUUACCUUACUUGGAUGUAAUUGGGUUCACAUUGAGCGGUAUAUCUCUUUUGACGACCGCAGAGAUCAGCGUUGAUCGGUUGUUGGCGCUUCGAUUGAGGAUUAGAUACCGAGAGGUCGUUUCUCUUUACCGUGCUCGCGUUGUUGUUGCAGUAACGUGGCUUACAUGUUGCAUAGCUGGGACAUCAAGUGUGUGGAGCCGAAAGACAUUUAUGAUCAUGCAAAUAGUUGGUGUGUUUGUCAGUAUCAUGGUUUCGUCGUACAGCUACACCUCCAUUCACAGAAUUCUUCGCCAGGUAAGCAAUCGACGGCAAGAAAGGACGAUUGCCUGGGAUCAAGCGAGCACAAGUACAGUUAGCACUGUAAGUGGCUCGACGUUGAGUAUAAGGCGAUACAGGAAAACUGUCAGCACUGCUUUGUGGGUUUACUGUGCUCUAUUGAUCUGCUCCUUUCCUUAUAUGAUUGUUGCAGCUCUUUGGGCGGUUUUCGGUGGCAAUGAAGCCAUAAUAAUCGCUCAUUCUUACAUGAUAACACUGCUUUAUUUUAACUCAGCGCUGAAUCCGGUCUUGUACUGUUGGAAAAUCAAGGACGUUAAACAAGCUGUUAGAGAAACUCUAUGCAGUCUUAGCUGCAAGUAAUAUACAAUUUAUAUCAACUGCAGGUAAAUUUUCUGCAUGUAUUUUUUUCUCUGACAGAACCAAUUAGGUUUUUUUUCCUUCAAUAAUUGUAAUAGCUAAAUGAAUUCAAAUUCUGUCGUUUAUAUAAAAUUCCGUUGUUUGCGUGCUUCAACAUUACACGAAACUUCGGGAAAAAUCGAGCUCAAGAUACUGACUUUCUAACAGCUAAGUUUCCUAUUACAAUUUUCAAGAGCUUCGUCUUGAACUGAAACCCGAAUGAUAAAUUUUAAGGUAAAUUUGUUUUAACAUCGUGAAGUUUUUUUUAAUGUCUAUUUUCUGUUAUUUGACAUGUUUCAGUUCUUUUUACGAUUAUGAAUGCCAACAUUUCUUUAAAAAAAUAUCUUUAGGUUUUCAUAGGCGACAGAUCUUGUCUUGCAUUCGCAAAUAUAUUUAUUUUCUUUUCACAAUUGAGUUGAUAUGUAAUGAAAAGUUUCAUACAGAAAUCUCGCUAAUUUUUAUCAAUAUCUGGUGGAAAGAGAGAAAAUGACUUUUAGAGACAUUCUGGCCCUACAGUUGUGUUGUAUUACCUAUUUCAACCCAGGACUUGUAAAUGACCAAAGUAAUGGAAUAUAUAUAUUAUUAAAAAUCCAAAAAGGUGAAUUCUUCUCGAAAGGACCAGGAAAGAUUAUUCCCUGAGGCAAGGAAGUAGUUUAUCUUCAGUUUGUAUUAGAAAAAGCCAUUAUCAAUGGAUUGUAUAGUACAUCACGCCGUAGGAAAGCGGCAGUUUUUUUGUAUUUUUUUUUUCAGAUAAUUAAACGAAACAUUUCUUGUAAAGAUGUCCUUAUCCGGUUAUCCGUAAUUAAAAUCAAGGCCAUUAAGCUAAGUAUUGACAUCGACUUUUAUAGGUGUCUGCCUUCUGUUUGUCACAUUUUUUUCUGCCAUUAAAGUUGUGAGCAAAUGUUAUGUGUACCGGAGAUAAGAGUACAAUACCGUGAGACGCCGAACAGUAAUAACUGCCUGUCAUUAGUUAUGAAGGCGAUAUGAAAAUGUCAUGUUGUAGGUGAGGAAAACUCAUAAUAAUUGUAUAUAUCUUAUGUGAGUUAAAGACAUUGCGUGGAAUAAAAGACUUCCAAGCGUGCGGCUCUGUCGUGAAUUGAUUUAUUGGAAUGAAAAAGCUACCCAACGGGAUAUGAAUUUUAAAAAAUGUAUUUUUUUUGUUUAAAUAAAACUGACACCAUGUUUCGACACCUGCAAAAACAGAUGCAAAAUAAAAGUGGUCAGUUUAUCCCAACAUUUAUAUUGUCAAGAUGCUUUGCGGCAGUUUUUCCUUCCCGAAAAUCAGAGGCCUACUUUCGUCUUUCCAAAUGCAUGGUAGUCAUAAUGCAUCGAAGUAGAAGGAUACUCAUCUCAAUGGUGAGUACUUCAAUUUGCCACUAUCUUCGAAUGAAAGUUUUUUUUUCCACAGGGUUCUUCUUGGGAGCACAUUUUAACGGACCUGCCAAUUGUCAGUAUCUCCGUGGGAAGUAAGAGACGCGUGUGGGUUAUAGCUGAGAAUGGUACGGCUUACUUCAGGGCAGGCUUUGGAGAAAAUAAGAUCAUAGGUAUGGAUUGCAACAUGAAGGAAAAAUCAAGCCAUUUACCAGCUGGUUAAAUCAAAAUUCUCCCAUAAUAUCGUGAAAUUCUGUUUUACUUAUGCAAAACCGCUUUCAAAUAUUUUCAAUAUUAACCACAUUUGAUCCAAUAAUAUCUAACGAGAAGAUUACUAUUUAUUUUAAAUGUGUUGAGAGAUCUAGGUAACUCUCAACAUUUCAUUAUAUAUUAGAUGUUUAUAGUAAACAAAUAUUCACACCAACAGCUGUUAUACUUACAUUGUCUAGAUCGAGUAAUUCAAGUAGAAUAUUGGUUGUCUUUGGUCUCACGGGACAAGUUGGCGUGAGCCGAAUUAUAAGUAGCUGUUUGUGGUCAUGUAGCUGUAGCACUUUCCCGGCUGUUCAACGAGAUGAAGUUUGAAAUUUAGUAUUAUUAGUUAGAAUCUGUUAGUUCCGUUGUAAGACUUUGUUCAAGGGCACUCAUCAUAGCAUUUGGUUGUUCUUUCUUCAGGUAGCAGAUGGUUCCACAUAAGUGAAAGGCCUCCCCAUUUGUAUCAAGUAUCCGCCGGAAAGACAUCAGUGUGGACUCGUGAGAAGGAUGGUUAGACACGUUUUAUCAGCGGGCCCUUUCUUAGUGCGUUAAAUUAAGUGCGUGAGAGCCUUCUACUCUGAUAGACUCGAGCGUUACAAAACUGUUAUUACUUGUGUUGUAUUACUCUACGUCAAUUAUUUUACAAGUAGAGUGGGACUAGCACGAUAUUGAGCUAUCCUGGGAGGACAAGAUAAAAAGCCGAAGAAAAGAAACCAAAGUUUUAUGAAUUUUCUUUACUUUCGGUCGAAGAAGCAGUCUUAAUUUACGUUUCGUUUAAUCGAAGAUAAGCUCUGUGGAAACAACAUGAGUUGAAGAAGUGCAUUUGACCUACACUGUAACCAUCCAUGUGAGAUUAACCCUAUAUGAAUUUACUUUUAUUCCAUUUUGAUACUCCUUUCCGAGAGAGUUGUUCCAAUUUUCUACGACCGUAAUUAUAUGAUAGCAAGAGCCCAUGGUAAUAGGCCCCUAGUAAUAAGCUCACUUUUAUAAAGCGUAGGAUUAGCCGGUGAAAAUGCUUUAAAAACCCUCAUUAGGAGUUGCAAGGUGUCAACUCUCGAUAUCAGAUAGCUUCUAUUUUCUGUUGUUCUUAUCAUUAAUUAAUUUUUAUGACAAGGUUCUUAACCAUAUAACAACUUUAAUAGAAACCUUCCUCCGACGUAUAAAGAGUGCCAAAUCUAACCCUUCUUUAUUGACUGCUGGCACGUAGUGGCCUUGAUUUAGCUCUUGAUAUCUUCUACAGUGUUGCUGUCGAAAUUCUAAGUAAGGCUUGAAUAAUCGUAACCUUUCUCAUAGCGCGUUGUCCAUUGAAUCAACCUCUACGUUAGAAUAAAUUAAAAACUGUAUCAACGUCAAUACACAGUUUGACUUCACUCUUUAGGUACGUGUUGGUAUCGACAGAAUAUCACCGACACCUACCCAGAAGGCACAACAUGGAAGUCACAGAAGUUUCGUGUGACAGCACUUUCUGUUGGAGCAGACAACCAGGUACAUAGCAAAGUCAAUAAAUCACACCAAUACUUCCAGAGUAAUUAAAUAUAAACACUGAGUAUUUAUUUACUGAUCUCUCUAUAUCUGAAUAAUUGUGUAUCAGCUAUUUACAUUCAUUUUAUCAUUUUGAUGGUGUGAUUAUUUCUUUUAAGGUCUGGAUGAUCAACCGCAACUCUAUUGAGCAUCGCUUUAGAGUGACACCAACUGACCCUCUUGGGAAGGGAUGGGAAGUUGUUUUAUCAGUAAGUUUAUUGUUGAUGCAGAAUGAAAGGUUAGGUGUUUUCAAGAUGGUUGGAGUUGUUUCCUAACACGCCUUGUUUCAUGCAUUUGAAACUGAUUCAUCUCAUUAUCAAGCGUCCUCUUGUUCUCUUCUUUAAAUUCUGGUUUUGAAUUUUAAAGCAUGAGUCUUUCCAAUUGCGUUCAAAGACUCCGACUAAUUUAUGGGUCGCCAGGUCAAGAGAAGUACUAGUAAGUUAUUCUGGUUACGUUUGCUCACUUUGUGAUCCUUCACUGUCCAAAGAAGAAAAGCUUGGAGGGGUUGGGAGAACAAAGUAAGCCUUAUGCAAAUGAGAAAAUUUACUUGUCCUUAACUACACUUCAAGAAUUCAGAGCGGCAUUUUUUGCUGUAGGACUGCUGGCGGUGGAUCAGUGUUAGGGGUGCCAGUGGAACCUCUGACGAUGUAGACGAGGGAGACGAUGUUCUUGAGGGAGCCGAACUUCUUGGCACGCAACCCAACAGCUUGUUAACGAAGCUUGAUCUCAGUGAGGUUGAUAUUUACAGUAUGUACGGUCAAAAGGACGCCAUUUUAACGCCUGACAGCGAGGAUGACGAUGGAUAGUGAAAAGAAAAAAGGGAAGAAAGACGGAGAAACCUAAACCAAGAAGCCAUUUUUAGUUUCGUUAGGAAGGUCUGCAAGUUUUGCUUUGUGAGAAGGAUAUUGAUAGUGCCACCCCUGGGCUACGCUUGUAAUAGGGGUGGAAAAAGAAAACGGGACUAGUGUUUCGCAACAACAUAGUGGAUCAGGCCCUGGUUGUUCGAAGGUUGGAUAACGUUAUCCACUGAAUAAAACUCUAUCCGGUGGAUAACGCUAUACGAUUUGCUAUCACUUAUCCGCCAGAUAAGUAUUUAACCGUUGGAUAGCGUUAUUCGCCCUUUAUACAACUGGGCUCUGCUAUUAUUACGGGGUAUUUGAAUCACUACUUCCAUAACAUUGGGAAAGGGAAGAGGUGUCAUUGUUGUUUAGCAUAGUUGGUUAACUAGGAAAGGUCACCUUUUUCAGUGUGGCUUUGUCUUUUCUGUUAGAGGUGAACGCAAGAUGUGUAAGUAAUUUGGAUUCUGCUCUUUUUUUAUGUAUGAGAUUGGAUCGAUAGGAGACUGUUACUGUCCAGUGGUUUCUCAAGGUUCGACGUUGGUACAUUUGCAUCUCAGGUUCAUUGGAAAGUCCUUUGCUUUACACGUCGGUAAAGGAAUUUUAUUUUAUAACUAACGCGCGCCUCAGGGAUUAAGCUGACAAAUGUUUCCGAAUUAUUUAGGCUAAUGUUAAAUUGAAGCCGGAGAUGAUCGUAUGCAAACUCUCAGUAGCGCUGUUUUAGUUCUUCAAAGAACAUUUUCGAUACUUAUUUAGAUUUUUGUUAUCUUUUGCGUUGUUGGCUAGUGAACUUUCGGUGUCAUGAGUAAAUCCAAGGGUACUUUCUUUGAGCGAAAUCCCAGAUAUGGAUAAUCAUGUUAAAAUUAAUUUAAAUACUAAUCACAAACAGGCUAUUGAUAAACCAAAUGAAAAUAUUUUCGGAGUAGGUAUUUUUAUAAAUUUAUAGAAUAUAAACAUACGUACAGGCAUGAUCCUUCUUAUAUGGGCUACAUUAGGCAAUCCCAAUAAAAAGCCUGAAAAAAGCCGUUAAAAUAUGAAUUUUUUCAGGCUUCUUUUUUGCAUUGUUGAUGUUUUGUUCACUUGCGAGGACCAUUCGUGCACUUAGAUUUCAUCCGUAGGUCAAAAUGAAAUUUACUGCAUUUAAGCUAUUUUGUAAGGAAUAUAUUCAGGUCCAAAAACACGCUUUCACUGAUUUCUCGUUAAAUAAAAAUAGUUCUAGCUAUGGCUUAAUUUGGCGGGAAAUAAUGCUCUUAACUUUGUCUCGGAUAAUUAUAUGUUACUCGAAGUGGACAGCUUCCUUGAACCUCGCUCUCGGGAAACUGCUCGUUUUGCAGGACAGAUCCAUACUCCGAAGACAAUCAUUCAAACAAUUUUCACACCAAAACGGAGGCUCUUGUCCACUUUUGGGUCAACUUCUUUUUCCAAUAGGAGAUGUCGAGGAAAAUGUAUUUUUUAACCAUAAGAGUGUUAUUAAUUUUCUAUGUAGCUGUUAUUCUAAUAAAGGAACAAGGUUUAUUUGUUCUAACUUGACCCGUUAAGUUACUGGGAGCUCCGGGAUCGAUCUCGAACUGUUCGGGUUAUUUGGCUUUUACUUCGGAGAUAGUUUUCCUGUCAUUUUUUAUCUUUAUUUUUUAUUUCUCAAAGUUAUCCCAAAUCAAACCAACGGAAGGAAAGAAUCAUUUGAACUUAAGACUUAAACUUAUUCCACACUGGCCACUCUAAAAUCCGUAACCUCGUACCUUUUUCGCUCGUGCGUUGGAUAUGAUUACAUUCAAUUCGCGACAGUUACCAUCCAAAGCCAAAUUUCGAUAAAUAAGCUUCGAACGUGCGUGAUAGCCUGUCUACCUGAGUGGCAGACAGGGAAAAUGGAAGAAACCAUCCCUCGUGUUACUUAUCAGUUCCAACCUCACUGGCUAAUUGCCAGACAAUAAUGGAAUUAUAGAGACUGGAGAUGAUCAUGGAAUCGAGGCAUAUGAUGGCGGUUCAUUUGAGAACUAGACGGCAUCGAAACUUUGAAACAUAAGUCCUCACAUAUAUAUGGCAGAUGAUUACUGAUGUGAUUCACCCAACUGGGGGAAAACAAUUCUGGACGUGAACAAAGGAACAAACAGGUAUAAGUCGACGCUAUAUCUAUUGCCACUCCUAUCUUCGUAAUUCAGUAACCUUAUUUCAGAAAGGAAAACACCCAGGCGGGCGAAAAUGUGCAAAACAGUAAAAUGAAACCAAUUUACUUGAUCAUAUUGGCUCGCCUUCAGUGAAAAUCCUACUCUCCGAAAAACAUAGGAGAAUAGGAGUGAUGAAAAUAGAAACAAAGCAGGAGAGGAAAUGAAAACUUCUCAAUGAAAGCCAUCACUAAUUUUGACCUCUCAUUGAGGCCUGUUUUGAUGAACAUUACAUUUUUUUACCGUGAGUACGUACGCCACCAAAUGACGGCCGUUUUUGUUUGGCCAGCUCACCAAUAUUAAUUUUUUCUCUGAACACCAUUUAAAAUGUAACAAAAGGUCUAGGUGAGAACGGUUAAGAAGUACUCCAGCUUUGCACUUGAGACAUACCUCAACGCCAUAAUUUUGAUUAUAGCGUUUGUUAGUUUAUCAACAAUAGGUCAAGCAUAUCUCAAGCCUAAUUGAGUUGGCCUUAUUUAUUUAUAUAGUGGUUCACUUAAACUACAAGACAAAACAUCAACAAACAGCUUGCAUUGUUUUCUAGUUUUACCCUUUACUUUUAUGUCACUGUAUGGGUAGCCAUGUACCUAAUGGAUAGCAUCAUACAGUCUUUAAAAGAGUUAAAACAAAACACUGCCAACAACAGGAUCUGCCAAUAAGGUCUGGAUAUGGCAUGAAGGAAAUGCUUGCCUAUCCAAACAAUGACCUCCAUAUAAUUUAAUGCUGGUGAAAUCUGAAAGAAGCACUUUGCCCGUGUCACUCAAAGAUUCUUUUGGGGUUCUGACAGUAUUAUGCAAAAUCAAUUAAAUCUGGAAUUCUAACUAUUCAGAUUUGAAGAUAGAGGAAAAUUAUCGCACCCUAAUGCACUCAAGUACCUUAAGUCUGUACAAGUGCUAGAUAAGUGCUAGUUUUAUAUAUAUAAUAAGAACGAGAGCAUGACUUACGCAAGUUGCAAAUCUUAAUUAUUUUCACAAAUUCAGUUCAUAUAAAGCCAUUGUUUGUAACAUUAAGAUUUUCACACAAACAGCAACAUGACCCAAAUAUUUACAUACAAGGUUACUAUAAUCUAGUUGGCUGAACAUGUCUUAAGUUAAGCUCAGCUCUAAUACUGAAAUUUCAUAUGUUUGCAUAGAAUAGUAUCCCAUGUUCAAUACUUAUGACAAACAUUCUUCUCUCUGACUCACUAUUUACAUAGAGGACUAACAAGGGAGGUUUGAAAACUUUAACAGGUUUGAAAGAGACUGGUUAAUAAGGGGGGUGCUUGAAUUUGCAGAGUAACAGUACCUGUGAGUUAUUUGAUUUUCCGUGUUAGCCUAUUUGUAGAGUGAAUGACCUCUCUGAUCCUAAUAUAUGAGAACUUUUACAAUGCUUAUCUCCUUUCAAGGAUGUUGUCAUUUUUUAUCUUUAGAUUUCGAAGGUGGUUGAAAUGCAUUGAAGCAUAUACAUUCAAAUAGUAUGUUUUUAUUCGACAAUCUUGCAGUGUACAUAAUAUCUUUGUAUAGUUAAGUGUCAUUAUUUAAACUAAUUUUGUUAUCCUUUAACUCUACAAUAUUGACUUAAGAUAAACAAUAAUUCCUUUCUUGAUUACUUUAUCCAAAGUUUUCUUUUUAAUUUUGACAACUGGUUUCAAGUCAAAGGUUGACAAUCUUAUAGUUUUGGUUCAAGCACAGAGCUAAAUUAAUUUAUGGAGAUAAAAGCUAAUUCUAGCCCAUCUUUAUAAUUUAUAUCCAAUCCAAGAACCCCGAGAAGAAAAUUUCAGGCUUAUCAAAUUCAGUCUACUCACGUAAAGUUACAUGAAAUAUAUUCGCGUGCAACGCUGUGAAUUAUCGUAGCCUUGUCGAAGCUGUGCAUACACAUAAAUAUAAAUACAUUAGAUGAACAACAAAUAUGCAGAGAGUUGCUAUGUACCACGUCCGGCCCAUUGAUAAUGAAUCGUUUACUGUCACCAGAGUAUUUAAUGCACCUGCAAAUUUAGUUACUGUAACAGCUACUUCGAACUGUAAUUGUCAUGAAAGUGUAUCCAGUCGUUUCUAGAAAACAAACAAGUGAGCUAGCGAUGGAUAACAAGAAUAAUGCGGUUAGAAGGCAAUAACAAUAAUGAAAAAGAAAUAUCGAGGAAGGGAAAGUCUUAAGGUGCCUGACAGUCUGUUCGAGGAAGGGAAAUUCUUAAGGUGCCUGACAGUCUGUUCACUUAGAAAACAAGCACAAUUGAGCUGAUGGCGAUCUGCUUAACCGAGACCAUAUUUACUCGUACUCGCAUGGCUCAGAAACACUCAAACUAGCUGUAGCCAGGCUUCGUCCCAGUUUCUUUCAUGAUUGUAUGAUUGCUGACCCUAUAUUAAAGGAAUGAAUCCUUUGCAGACAUUGUCAGAGUGGCUUGCAAGAUGGUAAGCGAAGAGCACCCUUGUAUGAAAAAAAUGCACCUAACAUAAACCCACCCUUCCACUCUACAAAUAGAUUACUUACUGACCGAAGAUUCAAAGACAGAAGCUGGUAUAUUUCCCUUGUCACCGUCCGCUGUAAUAUUGAGAUUAUGGCCGUGUUGUAGUUCGCCAUGUUAAAAAUUAAAACAUUUGUAUUCCGCUGAAAAGACUUGACGCUUCCGGUUCAAAUUCCUCACCCCACCCAGGUAAGGUUCAAGCACUUAACCCACUGGAGGGCCUUUUGAUUUAUAAAUGGCUUUCUUGAUUUCAAAAUACUUGUGUGUUGUUAGGAGGGGGAAAGAUGUUGGAGCUCCGAAUUGAUCGGUGCAUGACGGAAAACUGCGAUUUAAGCAACAGGACGUACUUGCCCAAGUAACUCGUCUUUUGAUUUUGUUGGAAUGGAAUUACUGUCGCAUAAGCAAUGUCAGCAAGUCACAAACAUGUGCGCGGUGACUGAAGUGAGAUCACUGUGGCUGAUGGAGUUGGGCAGGUGUGCAGGAGAGACAAUAAUAACCGUUAAAACGUGAACAGUUUAUUAUAUCAAAAUCCCCCCCUUCCGCCUUUGAAAAUUCCCUUAUCCGCCCCUGUGAAAUAGUCUCUCUCCUAUUUUGGUUGUCAACCCGUUAGUCUACCAACAAACCAUGACGGCUGCUAGAGGACACGUUGGCUUUUCUUCUUUCUCACGGUUUGCUCUCUUGUCGUUCCUGUUUUAUUUGGUUGAAGUAGUUUGAAAGUAGUCUACACCACAGGUAAACUAGAACUUACUAACCCUUGAUAAAAGAAUGUACUCAUCUUUAUGACUCUCACUAUGACCUCGCUUGGCAAAACCUGCCUAGAGGGCUCUUGUGAUUAUUGACUGUCGCAGUCAAGUAAAGAACCACUACAAAAUGUCAUGAAGUUGUAAGUAGGUUCGUAAACACCGGCAAUAGAGCUUAACUUGCUCCACACGUAGCAUAGUGUGGUUUGUGAAGGAUUUACUCCAGUGCAAUUACUAGUUCAACCAGAAAUUUUCGACUCGUUUCCUUUCGGAAAACAUUUUCCUUCUCCAACGAAAUAAUGAUAAGUUAUUUCGCUAUAAUUUUUUUCCAGAAAAGGAAUACAUAAUGCUGCAAUAAAAGGAUGAAAGAUUGUGUGUAUUUAAGGUGGGGUUUAGCUUGUUGUAUUAUUCCACAAUUACACCAUUUUACCAUGGGAUGAGGCGAACUCGUCGAGUUGGGGUUGGGGGAACUCAUAGGGGGGCGAACUUGCUAUGGGGCAAUAUAGCCGUAAAGUUUACCUGCUCACAAGAUUCUCAAGUUUCAAAUUACCUACGAAAAAAACUGCUUUUAAUGACAACAAAAUUCUUCCUGGUAAAAAGGAUUAAUUGGCAGUGCUUUCUUGUGAUUUCUUUUCUCUCCAAAAUUCAAUAAUUAUCAAAUGCCAAACUCUUUUACGUCGUUCUGCAUCAAACGAGAAUUUAUGUUUAGGUUUAUUGUUGCUAGUCGAAUGUUUGGAGGAUUAGAAAGUGAGUAUUCGGAGGCUGAGGGCCAAGAUUUAUGGAUAAAUUGCAGCCGAUAAUUACUAGCGACUCAUGUUAACUCCCAAAGUAUAAAUAGCGAUUUGUGGCUACAAGAACAUCUGGGACCAGGUUGGUCGAAUAUUUCAAAUUUCAUUUCUCAGUCGAAUAUUUUAUGUAGUCGGAUGAUGAUGUUUUCUCGAUCAUUUAAACACAGCUUUAUCCAUAAAAAUUAUAGAUUCAAAGCAACAAACCCUCAUUCGAAUUGAAAACUUGGGGGAUUUACACAUUGGAAGAACUUAUCUUCGGUUAAUCCUUCACAAUUAGAGAAUCACGUUAAUUAAUUUGAUUAUUAACACAAAACAAUAUAUCAAUUAGCUUAGUGAUAGCUUUAGGAAAGCUGGCUUAAUUUCUAAUGAAUCAAAAUAAAAGUUCGUUGAAUGUUUAGAUCAAGCUUCGACAAAAAUGUAUCGGAAAGGUAUUAUAAAAACGUUUAAAUAAUUAACAUGUUCUAAGGAGUAGCUUUCUGUAAGACCGUUAGUAAAAUAUUUAUUAAAAUAUUUAUUUAGUAAAGAAACCGCACAUGUACUUUCAAGGAAAGAAAUUUCAUCCCGAUUCGAUUAACUUUCUAAUAUUAUGUCCGCAAUCACUGCUUUUUUUUAUCGGUCCUCAAUGCAGCCAGAUAAGCCAGUCAUUAAUAAGUUGUUGGAAUGCAAGUAAACAUGGGAUGUUAUUCACAUACACGCCGGCACAUGAGUAUUGUGCGGGUGGCGGUUGACUGACCGUGCAAAAUCUGCCGGCUGUAUGAAUAUUUUAUCAGGCUACAACGAUAGGUAUUAAUUGGUUUUAGUUUGUUUCCGUGAUUCAGAUAGCUGGUAAUUGUUUUAGCAACUUAUUUGUAUUUAUAAGCCAUCAGAAUUAAAUUAUUAUGAUAUUAUCAGUUUCAACAUGACAGGUGAAAGUAAGCUUGAGGUACAUGUGGCAAUGGGAGGUUUUGUAAAUAACAACCUGUUAGUUUCAGUUCAGGUCGCGAACAUUCAAGCUUAGGAAAAAAGUAAUCCAACCUUAGGAAAAAUUUAUACCAGCUAUCUCAGUCACUAUGGAUGACUUAGUUCCCACUGAGGAAAAUCCAGAAAACAUGCCAUCGGCAACUGAAGAAUUACUCCAAAUCAUGGAGGACUUUGCAGAUGUUAUUGACAAAUUCAUGUUUGAAAUUGUUACAUUUCUGGCUGUUGUUGACUCCGCAAUGGGACUAAUAAAGGACGUAUUGGGACUUUUCGGUUUCGCUGGUUGGAAGAUGGCUUUCUUUCCAACAUUCUCCUUCAUUGUGACGACUGGAGUGUUUCUCUUCGGUGCAAAAAAGAGAAAAGGUAAAAGAGAGUCGGAUGUACCCGAUGGCUUAGCAGACGCCUUUGAGGCUUUAGAGGAUGUAAUGGAAGUUGUUGAAGAUGUAGCUGAGGGGCUGGAAGAAAUGGAUGCUGAAGGUGGGGCAGCGGACGGGGAAUUAGGCGAUGUUAUCGGAGAUGUAGUGGGAAGUAAUAUUAAUCUUCCGAUUGGAGAAAUGGGAGGGCUGCAAGAGGCUGGGGAAAUUAAUAACUCUGGAGAAGGACAAGGAGAUACCAACACUUCCGUCAAUCCCAGUGAGAACAAUCAAAACAUGGCACGUAAGGUGAUUGCGGUCGCUGUACUAGCGGCUGGUAUCAUCGCUAAGCUCAAGAAGAAGAAAAAUGGAGACACAGAAGAAACUGUACCAGACACAAACACUUCAACCGGUGGUGAAGGAACAUCUAAAGAUUUGGAAAAUCAGGAGGCGGGAACAAGGCAGAAAUCACUACAGGGAACAUCACAACAGAGCGAAUGGCUGUCCUUGAAGAAACCCGCAAUAACAGGUGCUUGCAUUCCAUUGGCGGAUGACCGCAAUCCGCUUGCGUCGACCACGUGUGGAUUCAAUGAAUCGGUGAUUAUUGAUUUAAAUGUCGCCGACCGUGGAAAGAGAUUUGUCGAGACGGACUGGCAAAGCGCAGCAGCGAGUAGCGUUAUUUCAGUGGAACGUCAGCUAAGGUGGAAUAGCAGGCAGUUAGUAAGAGGAAUUGGAAAAGGUGCAUCGGAGAUCAAACACGGAGUUGAACAAGCUCCUUUGAACGAGACAAGGAUUCAAAUAGAUGAAGGUUCCUCAAAUUUACAAAUUAGUGAAAAACAUGGCGAAACUUUUGAAAAGCAAGUGACCGAAACUCCCUUUGAAAUGGCGUCUGGUGUUGUAAAAAGCACUGCCAAUCUGGCUGGAUCUACUGCACAAACUGUCGAUAAGACAGCUCGUCAAGGAGUUGAACAAACCCGUCAGAAGUCUGGCAGUAUGUUGCACAUCGCAAUUCGACUGGCUCGGUUAGUAGUUCGCGUUGUCAAUAAAAAGAAAGGGGGAUCAGCGUCCACAAGCCAAAAAAGUGAAGAAAGUACUGAUAAAGCUGCCUCAAGCAGCACCCUUAAAGGAUCAACAGAAUCUGUAUACAGCGAUUCUAUUUACUUUGAUUGCGUUUCAUCCCAGCCUCCAAGGAGCACGCGAAAGCAAGCACAGCCUUUAAUUUACACCCAAUACAAAUAUCUUAUGUGUUCGUCGACACAGACUGAAGACGACAACUUUCUGCCACUUUCUCGUAGCGAACCUCAAAUUUCGAACAUAUCCAACUCCACAGGGAUAUUAAGCCCGAGAAGCUCUCAUUGGGAUACACUGCGUAGAUCGGUUGCUAGCAUGCCAGAUGCUGCACUUAAGGACAUUAGAGACGCAGCAAUCGGGGAGAUGACAUCCAGAGGUAAUCCAAGCGAAGAGGCAAAGCUGGUAAACAACACAGGAACACUCAGGCCGGCUAUGGUAAGCUCCAGAGAUGAAACUUGUGAAGAAAUCCCAAAAGAUCCAAGAAAGACUAAGAGUCACGGAAUAAAGGAGACGGUUUCUUUCCCUGAACAUCUAACCAAAGAUGCAGUAUCACCAAAAGCUGGAACGUCUGAGGAAUCUGGGACUCCGGUAUUCUUGCACGAGCGGGGAAGGAGACGUAGUAGUUCGCUUGACUUUCCAUACGGUGAAGGACUAGAUCUCGACGGUAGAGGUUAUUCAAAAGUUGGAGGUUCAGGGCGUAGAGAUCCAGUCGAUUGGGAUAGGAGCAAAGAUCCAAGAGAACGCAAUGCACGCGGCUAUAGGGGCCUGGUUCCUUUCCAUGAAAGGGAUAGAGGUCAGAGCAGUCAAGAUCUUGACUCGGUCCACAGUUAUGAGAAGACAAGAUCACGCCGUGAUGUUGAAAUUGUCCGGGAUCGCCACGGCACCCGAGACUCAAGAGUUCGAAACGUUCGUAAUACCUCUUCAUAUGAAGGCCUGGAAGACGACUUUAUAGAAAAUAGAAAAGAUAAACACUCCAAAGAAAAGAGUUCCAAAAGACCAGACUCGUAUGGUUUUCGGCGCUCGUUAGAGUACAAGUCUCGUAGCCUUCGGCGCUCAAUAUCUUACGAGAAUCCUGAUGAAGAUUCUGUGUUUGAAGAAGAGGGUCGUUUUUACCAUGGGGACCAGAAUUCAGAAGCGAAUAACCGUGGAAGAAACUUGAAGAGCCAGCCUCGUUAUUCUAGUCGGCUUGCUUCACUUGAGGAUGAUGCUGUAGAUUCUUUCUUUCCAGAACAUGAUGCUUCACACUUCCCUGAGGCUUAUCAAAUAUCCGAUUCAUCAGGAAGCGUAGAGGCACAUCGUAACUCAAGACGAUCGCAUGCAUCUUUGUCAAGCGUGCGUUUUGCCGACGAAAUUCCAAUUGAAGGUAAUAAGUAUGACCGACGACCAAGAAAUGGAAGUAACUGGCAAGGAAAUGUGGAUAGUACUGCCUCACUGCAAGAACUCAGGCGUCGCGGUCAACGUAGCCCCAGCAGAAAAAUUCCUUCAAAUCCGCGUUGGAACAGUGCAGUUUGUCUAACAGGUCAUCAAAAAGCCAAAAUAUUGGCUUCAUCCAAAGGACCUUACUCUAACGAUAACUAUAUAUCUGACGAAACAGGUUCGCUGAACAUUCAUCAAGGAAGCAAGGCGAGGGUAAAUCGAGGUCCUUCCUUUAACAGACUCAGUAAGGGACCCUCAACCAUAAGUCGCGUACAAUCAGCUAGUUAUCUUGGUGACGACGAGUCUGAUGUUCGAGCAUGA